AUGAGCGUGGUUGAUGGUCUAAAGUACGCGUAUGGGUUCUACUAUUUCCUGUUCCCCCACUACAUGCUGACGAAGUACGAGUCGUACGCGCUCCACUUCACAAAUUUGAUGCUGUUGCUCGUGGUGGUGUAUUGCGCCAAUCUUGUUAUGACGCCGGUUUUUGGCAACCUUGUGGACUCGGCCUUCAAACCGGUUUUGGGCUAA
Ogataea parapolymorpha DL-1 is the source of this 204-nucleotide messenger RNA. RefSeq lists its product as uncharacterized. The record is from RefSeq and is a predicted model, not a curated record. Bases 1 to 204 code for a protein of 67 amino acids. The transcript has a single exon. NCBI's taxonomy places the organism in Eukaryota, Fungi, Ascomycota, Pichiomycetes, Pichiales, Pichiaceae.